UUAAUCUGACACAAAAUCAUUGUUUGUUUUUUCAGUGUAAACAUUUCUCACACGUCGUUUUUUGUUUCUACCCAGAAUCCUCAUCCCCCAAACAAAUGGAUGAUGAGCAGGAGUUGGCUAGCAUUGAGAAGCUGCGUGUUCAAUUUGAGGAACACAAAUUGCACUGCGAGCUGCAACGGGAGGAGCACAUCAAGCUAAUUGGACACUUUAAGCUGGAAUCUGCCAUGAAUGAGUUAAACUCGAAUAUGAAGGAACUGCGCCUAGGAAUGAAUCAGCUGCAUCAACUGCAGAGUGACUUGAGCUGCUGGACUAAUGUCGAUGCCAUCGAGGACUUGCCAUCCAGCAUCAGCAGCGAGAGCAUCGAGGAGCAGCCACUGAAGGUACCUAACUGCUCGUCUAGUUCAAUUGAGAUGCCUUCUAGGCAGCUGGAAGAGCUGAAGAAGCUGCCAUUAGUGGACCGAGACCAACUCGUGAUUAGCUGCGACUCGCGUCCAUGUCUCUUUGCCAACUGUCGCAAGCGCGUGGACAGUCAGCUGCUGUUGCUGCACUACGUCAGCGACCACAGCAACGCUGAUGAUGCCUGCAACUUUCUGCACUCUCACAAGCUGUGGCAGGAUCAGCACGUGGUGCUAUCCUUUGACCCCAGGCGCUGUGAGCUACAGCAGCAGCAAGUUAUCGGGUUGCUCGACUACACUGGCUUCAAUUUGCCAGCUUGCAGUGGGAUUUUCAGCAGUUUUCUCAGCCAGGAAUUGGGUCAACUGCAUGGCAAUGUGCAGAUUGUGGUAUUGAUGUGCAAGACUUCAACUCAUCUGCUGGCAGAUGCCAGACAUCAAGUGUUUGUCAUCUGGCUGGUGACGCCGCAGCAUCAGUUACAACUGAAAGCUUCUCUGCGUCUCUGUGGACGCGAUGCAGCUGUCCAGGCGAGCAGCACAGUGAAUGUGCGGCCAGUGCAGGAUUGCCCGACGACGUCUGAGUUUUUGGCCGUGGAUGGCGAUUAUUGGCGCUUGUCGCAUGACGAAAUACAAAAGAUAUCGAAUGACUUUCGUGAUGAACUGCAUCUAGAUGUUGUCAUUGCUCAGCACUCCACUCCAUGCAGUGCAAUUUGUUGAAUAAAUUUGAAUAAAUACUUA
Drosophila sulfurigaster albostrigata is the source of this 1130-nucleotide messenger RNA. RefSeq lists its product as uncharacterized. Bases 96 to 1109 code for a protein of 337 amino acids. The record is from RefSeq and is a predicted model, not a curated record. NCBI's taxonomy places the organism in Eukaryota, Metazoa, Arthropoda, Insecta, Diptera, Drosophilidae. The transcript has a single exon.